AUGGCACUCCCUGGACCGGUUGUUGCCGUUCACGUUCCUGCUCUCCUUGCUCUCCGCCUGCAAGCAGGGCACAGCAUCGACGACCAUGCACACAUAUCUGUUUCGGUUCUGUGGGCGGCUCUUGGCACAGUGGCAGCCCUUGCCGCCCCCCUCGCCUAUGCUCGUAUCGUCGAGGCGAUCCUGGACCCGACUUCCCCGCCCUCCCGCCUCACGAGGGCUGUCGCCAUGCUCGGCACCAGCUACGCCGUAGAGCCUGUGUCGACGUAUCUGUACGUGAAGGUCAUGAGCGGGGUGAUCGACCGAGCGGCCUCGGGACUCAAGCUCCGGGCGUUUCGGUCCCUGCUGGCGCAGGAGGUGGCGUUUUUCGACCUAGGGGGUUCUUCAGAGCUGUCGGCGGCGGUGACGUCGGACGUAAUGGUGGCCAAGCAGGCCGUGCAGGGAAAUCUCCAGCGGGACAGAGGCCUCCGAGCCGUGCUCGAGACGAUCUGCGGCCUGGCCGUGCUCUUCAAGCUCUCGCCCCGCCUCGCCUGGGUGUUCGGACUGGUCAUCCCUUUCGCCGCGUGGAGCUUGGCAGAGGCCCGCAAGAAGCUGAUGCUGCUGGGGCAGGAGGAGGGGAAGUCUCUGGGGGUCGAAGCCUCCAUCGCGUCGGAGGCCGUUCGCAACAUCCGGGAAGUCCGCGGAUUCGGGGCGGAGGCUAGAGAACUGGAAAGGUUCAGGACGGCUUCACAGGGAACCGCGGCGACGUCCGUCAAGAUAGGGGCGGCCUCCGGCAGGCUGGAGGCCCUCAAUCGCGCCGCCAUAUACAUGAGCAUCCUCGCCGUGAUGAUGGUCGGAGGGCGGCUUGUGCUGGCCGGGUCGAUGCAGGCGUCGCUGCUGCUGUCUUUCGUCGGGUUCUGCUUCAGCUUGAACUUCGCCAUGCAGGGGGUCAACUUCACCGUGACGGACGCGAAGAGGGGCCAGGCAGCGCUGGAGCGGGUGUUCAAGGUCAUGUCCCCUGCGGGAUCGAAAGGCCUCAACCUUGGCGUGGACGUCAUAUCUCCCCGGGACUUCGAGGGCAAGGUGGACUUCCGGAAGGUGCACUUCACGUACCCUACUCGCCCCGACAUGCACGUGCUGUCGGGCCUGGAUCUGACGCUCCGGGCGGGGGAAGUGACGGCGCUGGUGGGCAAUAGCGGCGGGGGCAAGAGCACGAUCGCGGCCCUGCUGAGCCGCUUCUACCCGCCGAGCCGGGGGAAGAUCUUGGUAGACGGGGUGGACGUUACGGACCUGGACAGGAGGUGGCUCACGCAGAGGAUAGCCUUGGUGGGACAGAACCCCGCGCUUUUCACGGGGUGCGUCCUUGAGAAUCGUAUUCGUGUGCCUGCGGUUGGUUUGCUUUGGGUCGAUCUCUCGCGGCGAGAACGGGGGGGGGUGUACUCAUAG
Messenger RNA from Ectocarpus sp. CCAP 1310/34, 1422 nucleotides. The record is from the annotation of a GenBank genome assembly. Lineage: Eukaryota; Phaeophyceae; Ectocarpales; Ectocarpaceae.